AUGACAGGGAUUUGUGUGUCAACUGCAUGUAUUAGCAUAAAAUGUAUGUUGAUCAUAUGGUCCUGGAUUUUAUUCCUGCAGCUGGGCGGGCUAACCCUGCUCGCCAUGGGGAUCUGGGUGAGCGUGGAUGGCGGCUCCUUCCUGAGGCUGCUGGGGCCGUUCUCGGGCGAGGCCAUGCAGUUUGUCAACGUGGGAUUCUUCAGCAUCGCCAUCGGGGGAGUGCUGAUGCUGCUCGGGUUCCUCGGCUGUUGUGGGGCGAAAAAGGAGAGCAAGUGCCUGCUGCUCACGUUCUUCUCCAUUAUCCUCAUCAUCUUCAUUGCUGAAUUGGCGGCCGGUGUGGUGGCUCUUGCCUACUCCUCAUUCGCUGAGGGCAUCCUCCGAGCAUGGGCGACCCCUGCCUUAAAGUCUCAUUACGGCAGUGAACCUGUGGUGACCAAGAUGUGGAACUCGACCAUGACGGAGCUCAAUUGUUGCGGUUUCACCAACUACACAGACUUCGUGGGCUCCAAGUUUGAAAAGGAGAACGGAGGAAAUGUACCGCCCACUUGCUGCUCGACAAACAGCACCACCUGCAGCAAGGCGGAGGCAGAGCGCAGCGCUGUGAAGGGCUGCUUCGAACACAUCCUGAAGACCCUCAAAGAGCACGCCAACAUCGUGGGAGGCAUCGCAGCAGGAAUCGGAAUCAUGGAGAUUGCUGCCAUGAUCGUGUCCAUGUACCUGUACUGUCAGCUGGACAACAGAGUCAGCUGA
Molecule: messenger RNA, 750 nt
Organism: Labrus bergylta (ballan wrasse)
Lineage: Eukaryota; Metazoa; Chordata; Actinopteri; Labriformes; Labridae
Source: RefSeq, a predicted model, not a curated record